Neolamprologus brichardi is the source of this 2561-nucleotide messenger RNA. NCBI's taxonomy places the organism in Eukaryota, Metazoa, Chordata, Actinopteri, Cichliformes, Cichlidae. The record is from RefSeq and is a predicted model, not a curated record.
AUGUCAAUAAUCACUGAGAAGUUGAGAGAAAAAUGUUUCCAGUUAGUUAUCAACCACCUGAAACUUUUUUUCAGGUCAAAAGAUGAAACACUAGAAACAGAUGAAUUCAAGGAUUUCUUCCUGAGAUCUCUGGCUGGGAACAUUGUUCUGCCUGGGAACGUCGUUUCCUUGAGUUAUUUUGGCCGCUCUUGCAGCCUUCGGGUUGAAACCAUAAAAGGGGAGGACGGCGUCACCCUCCAGAGACCAGCUCCUCUCCUGGGAGCGAGUCCUGAAACUGAAGAGUCCUCUGUGAUGAAUUCUGUGCUGGACUCCACAUCAGCUGAACUCUCCCUGCAGCUCAGCAUGCUGUCUGUUGAUGACAACAACGAUGCAACAACAGACACACCUAGAGAGCUCGGUCCUGCAGCCAGCACUCCAUGCCGACAAGCCCAGCCUCUUUCCCUUUCCUCGCAGCCUGUAGCUCCUUCCCACGACUCCCUGAAUCCUUCAGCAGGUUCAGUAGACACUGCUGUGAGUCCAGAGAGCUCACUCAUCUUAGAGCAGACAGAGAAAAGCUCAUCAGCACCUCCUGCUGGUGCUUUGAGUACUGACACCUUCUACUGCCUGUCAUGCUCCACUAAAGUUAGACUUAAAAGCAGAGUAGGCCAAACAGAUCCAGAUGCAGAAGCUAAGGGGUCAAAGGUCACGUAUAGCAUGAUUGGUGGACUCAGUAGUCAGUUGGAUGUCAUCAAAGAGACCAUCGAACUUCCACUGAAACAUCCUGAGCUGUUUUCCAACUAUGGAAUCCCACCUCCAAGAGGAGUUCUUCUGUAUGGUCCCCCGGGGACAGGAAAAACUAUGAUUGGACGAGCCAUAGCCAGUGAAGUUGGAGCCCACAUGACGGUGAUAAAUGGCCCAGAAAUCAUGAGCAAAUUUUACGGUGAAACAGAAGCAAGACUGAGACAAAUAUUCACAGAAGCGUCUCAGAGGCAGCCUGCAAUCAUCUUCAUUGACGAGCUGGAUGCUUUGUGCCCAAAGCGAGAGGGAGCUCAGAAUGAGGUGGAGAAACGAGUUGUUGCCUCUCUUCUGACUCUGAUGGAUGGGAUUGGUUCAGAGGGUCACUCAGGUCAGCUGCUGGUCCUUGGGGCCACAAACCGACCCCAAGCCAUUGAUCCUGCCCUGCGCAGGCCAGGACGCUUUGACAAAGAGCUGGAGGUCGGAGUUCCUGGUGCUGCAGAGCGGACAGAUAUUUUGCAGAAGCAGCUGAAAUGCGUGCCGUGCAGCGCCACCGAGGAGGAGCUGACGCAGCUGGCGGACGCCGCUCACGGUUACGUAGGAGCAGAUCUCGCAGCUGUUGGCAAAGAAGCGGGUUUGCACGCACUGAAGCGAGCACUGGGAGGUUCCCAUCAACCACCGUCUGACCAGCAGCUCAUGGGGACAGUGACGGUCACUCUGCAGGACCUCCAGUGGGCCAUGUCUGUAGUGAAGCCCAGUGCCAUGAGGGAGGUUGCUAUUGAUGUCCCCAAGGUCCGCUGGUCAGAUGUGGGUGGGAUGGAAGAAGUGAAGCUAAAACUGAAGCAGGCAGUGGAGUGGCCCCUGAAGCACCCAGAGGCCUUCACCCGCAUGGGGAUCCAGCCACCUAAAGGCGUUCUUCUCUAUGGGCCUCCGGGCUGCUCGAAGACCAUGAUUGCCAAGGCUCUGGCUAAUGAAAGUGGGCUCAACUUUCUGGCUAUUAAAGGCCCAGAAUUACUGAGUAAAUAUGUUGGGGAGUCUGAACGAGCUGUGAGAGAGGUGUUUCGGAAGGCGAGGGCCGUCGCUCCCUCCAUCGUCUUCUUUGACGAGAUUGAUGCUCUCGCAAGUGAAAGAGGAAGCUCCUCUGGUUCCAGUGGUGUAGGGGACCGGGUCCUGGCUCAGCUCCUGACAGAGAUGGACGGCAUCGAGCAGCUCAGAGACGUCACCGUUCUGGCUGCCACCAACCGGCCUGACAUGAUCGAUAAGGCUCUGAUGCGUCCAGGUCGCCUCGACCGAAUUGUCUACGUGCCGCUUCCAGAUGCGCGUACCCGAAAGGAAAUAUUUUCUCUGCAGUUUCGUAAUAUGCCUGUCGCUGAAAAUGUGUCUCUUGACCACCUCGUGACUCGGACCAACAAUUAUUCUGGAGCUGAGAUAACUGCAGUAUGUAGAGAGGCUGCCCUCCUGGCCCUGCAAGAGGACAUCAAAGCUCGGCACAUCGAAGCCAGACACUUUGAAAGUGCCCUGAACACUGUGAAGCCCCGAAUCCCUGACUCUGUCAUCCAGUCGUAUAUCAGCUAUCAGCAGCAACACAGUGGCCUGUGUUUCUUCUGACCACACAGCUAUGGAAAAAGUCAAAAUUAGGAUUUUCUUGUGUAUAUGUGUUAACUGUACCAGUCUGCUUCAUUACACAGUGUUAAAUGUUUUCAAACCACAACGUUAGGCCAAAGAAUCUCAUCAGUUGUAAAUCGCUGACUUUAAAAUAAGACUGUUUUUAUUGCAGCGUUGACACUAUUGCUUUAUUUUUUGACUUUGAAGGAUAUGGUGUGCUGUCAUGUUUGAUCAAAUAAAAA